Molecule: messenger RNA, 1031 nt
Organism: Paramecium tetraurelia
Lineage: Eukaryota; Ciliophora; Oligohymenophorea; Peniculida; Parameciidae
Exons: 3
Cellular component (GO): lysosome
Molecular function (GO): cysteine-type endopeptidase activity
Source: RefSeq, a predicted model, not a curated record
AGUUUUUGUAUCAUAUGGAAAAAUCGUUGAUAACAGUUGGACUCCUAUUACUAAUUGGUGCAGGCGUGUAUCUAAAUUAGAAUGGAGAAGAAUUAGGGGAGUUAUAGAAGGUGAGACAAUUUAAUGAUUGGAAAAUCUAAUACAACAAAAAAUUUAGUAGUGAAAAGGAGGAGAUGUAUCGUUACUUAGUGUUCCAAUAGAAUGCUUAAUUAAUUGAAGCUCAUAACAAUGAUAAAUCAGGUAAGUAUACCUAUACUAUGGAAACUAACUAAUUUGCAGACUUGACAGAAUAAGAGUUUGCACAAAAAUAUCUAACUUUUAGACCCAAGAGUACAAACAAAUCCAAGUCAACCGAUUACGUUCCAAAUGGAUAAGCUAGAGAUUGGGUUGAAGAAGGAAAGGUGCCACCCAUUAAAGAUUAAGGAUCAUCAUGUGGUUCUUCUUGGGCAUUUUCUGCAGUAGGUGUAUUGGAAAUCAACAGCAACAUCGAGUUUGGAUUAGAAACCACCCUUUCUGAGUAGGAUAUGUUGGAUUGUUCAGGUCCAUAUGGAAAUUAGGGAUGUUCUGGUGGAUGGAUGGAUUCAGGAUUUGAAUACGUCAGAGAUCACGGCAUCGCAAAUGGUUCAGUUUAUCCAUACGUUGGAAGUGACUAAACCUGCAGAACUUCAGUUAAAAGAGAUUUCAAAUACGUUACAGGGUUCGUAGACGUAGAUGGUUGUAAUGGUCUCUAAACUGCCAUUCAAGAUUAAGCUCUUUCUAUUGGAGUUGAUGCAUCCAAUUGGGCAUAUUAUAAGGGAGGAAUAUUCAAUAAUUGCAAACAAAAUUUGACAUCUGGAUCUAUCUUGGUAGGUGUUGAUUAGAAUGGAGUUUGGAAAGUGAGACAUUAAUGGGGAUCUAAAUGGGGUGAAAACGGAUAUAUUAGAUUGGCACCUGGAAAUACAUGUGGAGUCUGUCUAUCUGCUUCAUAUCCAGUUCUAGAGAAGAAAUGAGAUUUAUUAUUUGUUCGAACAAGAUAUUUAAUAUAAAUUAAA